Messenger RNA from Eufriesea mexicana, 782 nucleotides. RefSeq names its product cuticular protein 19 (gene CPR19). NCBI's taxonomy places the organism in Eukaryota, Metazoa, Arthropoda, Insecta, Hymenoptera, Apidae. The record is from RefSeq and is a predicted model, not a curated record. The coding region runs from base 29 to 727 and encodes 232 amino acids. Gene Ontology annotation, molecular function: structural constituent of chitin-based larval cuticle. The transcript has 4 exons. Gene Ontology annotation, cellular component: chitin-based extracellular matrix.
GUCGCCCCGUUGUCGUUAUUCCUCCAUUAUGGAUGCCGUAUUCGCGUUACUGUUCUGCACGAUUGCACUGAUCUCUUGUCAAUCGACGAACGGCCAAUACCAGCCACCCCAACAGGCAGCAAUUUUGAGCGAUGCUAGAUACCUCGCUGGUGAUGGCACUUUCGGCGCCGCUUAUUCGCAAGAGGAUGGUGUGGAGUUCAAAGAAGAAAGCGACGUUUACGGAAAUCGUCGUGGGUCUUACUCCUACGUCGAUCCAACGGGUCAAAGACGCACUGUGUCAUACACUGCUGGAAAAGAUGGCUUCCAGGCCACAGGUGACGGCAUUCCCGUUCCACCCCCGCAAGCUGCGCCACAACCAGAGUACGUGCCUCUGCCACAGUACAACCCACCCGAUUAUCAACCACCGCGUUAUAAUCCACCUCCACAGCAAUAUCAACGCCAGAGUCAACCGAAUUACGAAGUACAACCUGAGCCACAACCUCAACCGCAACUUCCACCUCAACCAAUCUAUCAACCUCAGCCACAGUACCAACCCAGACCUCAGCCACCUCCUGAAAUCCAACCUAUUCCUUCUUACAGUCCCAGGCCGCAGUAUCAACCUCCAGUUAGACCACCACCACAAUACAACGCCAUAACAACACCACCGCCACGGAGGUUUUAUCCACCAGGAAAGCUGAGCUUCAACAGGACUCCAGACGGCUAUUCCUACACAUUUAGCAAGAGUUAAUCAACCAUUUUUAGGCACCGUUAACCUGGAAGUAAUUUGGAUCGAAAAGAAGCCG